Messenger RNA from Aspergillus eucalypticola CBS 122712, 2407 nucleotides. RefSeq names its product MFS monocarboxylate transporter. The transcript is spliced from 2 exons. Gene Ontology annotation, biological process: transmembrane transport. The record is from RefSeq and is a predicted model, not a curated record. Lineage: Eukaryota; Fungi; Ascomycota; Eurotiomycetes; Eurotiales; Aspergillaceae. The coding region runs from base 485 to 1951 and encodes 488 amino acids. Gene Ontology annotation, cellular component: fungal-type vacuole membrane. Gene Ontology annotation, molecular function: transmembrane transporter activity.
GGAUAAUGGUGGCAUAUUGUCUCACAAUGUUGGCAUAGAGCAAGCAGCUCCUCACUACACCCAACCACACAACUUCAAGGCGGGUUCGGCACUGCUACAUGGUGGGUGCUUUCCGUAUUGCUCACCAUUUGUUAACUUAUAAAUGCCACAACAAAAGCCUUAUACAACUCAGGCAGUAUGAUAUAUACAAUUGUGUCGUUGUUUACAGCGUGGUCUGCCUUGUCGAAUCUGAUGCCCAGCAAGCAUUCCCGGACUGACCCGCCGAAGUGACCCGUCGGCUGGAUCCGAGGUCCUCAUCAACCAAUCUAAUCCACGCAGCAGCCAUGCGAAAGACGUCAGAUCUUCAUCCUGCAGCUUGGUUCAGAUGACUCACAUUCUCUCCGUUGAGAUGAAAUAGACCACCGAUUCGAUAUCAGUGAAACUUCGAUCUCCAAGUUAGUGUGUGUCUUCAGGAACUGACAAAUUUCGUAAGAUUCCAUCUCCAAUGUCGGCCUCAAUAACCGCCCGCAGCGCUGUGUCCGAAGAUGAGAUCAAUCUAGCCAGCACCAUGCCUGGCUUGACAGCCAUUUCCAUAGUUUCGACUACCAAUGCCCCCCACCCCCUCCCCCCUGAAAUACUCUCAAAACCUAGAGAUUUACUUCCAUUUGUCAGGAAAUCCACCAUCAUCGUGGCGGCCUCCUUUGUCAUCAUCUUCACCUGCUGUGGUCUCAACUUCGCGUGGGGUGUUUACCAAGCCCUGUAUGAGAGUCUGGCACGGAAGCCCGGAACACCUUUUACCGGAGCAUCGCCGGCAGAGAUCGAUCUGAUUGGUACCAUCUCAGUGUCCCUGAUGACCAUCGGAGGGCCUUUCGCGGUCGCUUGGGCAAAACGCUUCUCGCCUCGUUUGGUCUCCUUUGCGGGCGGCUUUGUCUUCGGGCUUUCUCUCAUCCUGGCCAGCUUCGGCACGAAGUUGUGGCAUUUCGAGCUGACGCAAGGGCUGCUGAACGGCAUUGGUACCUGCUUGUGCUACAUGAUACCAGUCACCAUUGCCCCCACGUGGUUUACCCAUCACAGAGGCCUAGCUAUGGGCAUCAUCUUAUCAGGCACUGGUGUGGGUGGUCUGGUGUGGGCGCCCGCGCUGACUUCGUGCGUUAACGCCCUCGAAUUUCGCAACACCCUGCGCCUGACUGGCGGUCUGUCGUUCGCGCUGGUCGCGGUCGCUAGCGGGGCAAUGGCCUGGGAGCCAGCCAGCCAGCGUCGUAUCGCAAUUGAAAAUGCCUCGAGAACCAGUCGUGUGGAUGGUGUUCUGAACGUGCCGCUAGUGGACUGGCGCGUUGCCCGGACGCGUCGUUUUAUGGCCCAGGCCUUAGGCGCAAUAUUCCAGGCGGCUGCAUAUUACACCCCGGUCUUCUUCUAUGCUUCGUACGCCCAAUCCCUUGGAUACAGUACCACAGCCAGCUCCAACUUCAUUGCCCUCAGCAAUGCCUGUAACGCAGUGGGCAAAAUCGUCAUUGGCCAUGUGGCCGAUCGUCUGGGUCGAUUAAAUGCUCUUCUGCUCACCACUUGCCUUAGUGCCAUCGCUACCGUUGCCUUCUGGUUACCAUCCACUUUGACCGGUCAGACGACGCAGUCGCAGGGUCUAUUUAUCACGUUCACCAUUCUCUAUGGCACCUUCGCCAGUGCGUAUGUAUCACUCUUCCCGACCAGUCUUGUGGAGCUGUUUGGGGUACAGAAUUUUGCCUCCGUCAACGGUGUUUUGUAUAUGGUUCGUGGCAUGGCCACCAUGGUCGGUACCCCGGUUGGUGGUGUCUUGGUCAGAAGUGCGGCCAAUGCCCUCACCCCGAAGGCGUACGAGAACAUGUCAGUACUGGUCAGUGCCCUUCUGUUUGCUGCCACCGCUGCAAUAGUUUGGGUGCGCUUGGAGGCAAUGAUUGGGCCCGAUGGACAUAUGCUCUGGAAAUGGCGACAGUAGCAGCUGUAGUCUGUGUGACAUCUUUCGGGUACCUAGAAACCAUAAGGCCACCCCGGAGUUGCGACAGCCCUCGUGGGUAAUCCAAACUGUAUGUAUUGAAACCCAUGAUGUAUCUUAACCACCAUCUCAACUCCAAUGAACUUGAUGUUUUCUGAAAAUUCGUUCCUUUUGUGGAUGGCCUCGUCAUGUAUGACUUGGGCGCACGGUAUCUAUGGCCGUUGGUUGAAGGGAGACGCUACUGCCACACCGGCCAUGCUGCCUUCACACCAGCUUUCGCUCAUGCCACAUCCUCCGCCCACCUCUGCCGGCAAAGCGUGUUCCAUAAAGAGUAAGGCUUGCCUGUUAGUACAGGCAGAACCCUCCCCAUGAUCUUGAUAUAGAGAUGUUAAACUGCUGCCUCGGGCGCAGAUAACUUAAAGUGACGGGCGAGAAGGAUUCUACCUGCACUAGAAUAAG